Messenger RNA from Osmerus eperlanus (European smelt), 509 nucleotides. Its product is annotated as ELKS/Rab6-interacting/CAST family member 1-like. Gene Ontology annotation, molecular function: structural constituent of presynaptic active zone. Gene Ontology annotation, biological process: maintenance of presynaptic active zone structure; regulation of synaptic plasticity; neuromuscular synaptic transmission. The record is from RefSeq and is a predicted model, not a curated record. Gene Ontology annotation, cellular component: cytoskeleton of presynaptic active zone. Lineage: Eukaryota; Metazoa; Chordata; Actinopteri; Osmeriformes; Osmeridae. The annotation marks the transcript as partial. The transcript is spliced from 5 exons.
GAGGAGUGCAACAAGCUGGAGAACCAGCUCAAGAGGGCCCAGAAUGCAACAGUGGAGGCCAAGGCCAAUAGGGAGCUAGCCGAGCGCAUUUCCUGUCUGGAGGAGGAAGUGAGUCGGCACAGAGAGGAUGCUGGAGGGCGCAGGCGGAGGUGGACCGUCUCCUGGAGAUCCUGAGAGAGAUGGAGAACGAGAAGAACGACAAGGACAAGAAGAUCAACGAGCUGGAGAGUUUUGCUUCAAGGCAGAUGAAAGACCAGUCUAAGAAGGUGGCUAACCUGAAGCACAAGGAGCAGGUGGAGAAGAGCAGGAACGCCCAGCUGGUGGAGGAAGCCCGGAAGAGAGAGGACAACAUCUCCGAGAACUCUCAGCAGAUCAAGGACUCGUUGCGUCAGAAGGAGGAGCGUAUCGAGGAGCUGGAGGAGGCUCUGAGGGAGAGCGUUCAGAUCACAGCAGAAAGAGAGAUGGUGCUGGCUCAGGAGGAGUCUGCUCGCACCAGCGCAGAGAGACAG